ACCGAUAGUCGCGUCAAACAUCGACUUGCAACUUAUUUGAAAACAUCGAUGUUUCUCCACCUCUAGUGACACGACAGCGAAUUUAAAAGCGAAAGUUGCAGGAAAGUUGCCCAAAAGUCAGGACCAGGACAGGACAGGAACGAAGGACCCGCUCGCAGGAUGCCGCACGCAAUCGACGACCUGCAGGCGAUCAUCGCCGAGCUGAAGACUGAGCUAGAGGAGCAGAAGACCGCCGCCGGCAGCAGCAGUCGCCUGGUGCGCGACCGCAUCGAUCGGAUGUCCGCCGAGGUGGUCGACUCGAAUCCCUACAGCCGCCUAAUGGCCCUGCAGCGGAUGAACAUCGUCCAGGACUACGAGCGCAUCCGCGAGAAGGCUGUGGCCAUCGUGGGCGUGGGCGGCGUGGGGAGCGUCACCGCCGACAUGCUGACAAGAUGCGGCGUCGGCAAACUCAUCCUGUUCGACUACGACAAGGUGGAGCUGGCCAACAUGAAUCGGCUGUUCUUCACGCCCGACCAGGCGGGCCUUUCGAAGGUGGACGCCGCCGCCGCCACACUGAGCUUCAUCAAUCCGGACGUGCGGAUCGAGACGCACAACUACAACAUCACGACGGUGGACAACUUCGAUCGCUUCCUGGACACGAUCUCGCAGAGCGGACAGGUUGCUGGCCAGCCUGUGGACCUUGUGCUCAGCUGCGUGGACAACUUUGAGGCCCGCAUGGCCAUCAAUGCAGCCUGCAACGAGCGCAACCUCAACUGGUUUGAGUCGGGCGUGUCGGAGAACGCCGUCUCGGGUCACAUUCAGUUCAUCCGUCCGGGGGACACCGCCUGCUUUGCCUGCGCUCCUCCUCUUGUGGUGGCCGAGGGCAUCGACGAGAAGACCCUCAAACGGGAGGGCGUGUGCGCCGCCUCGCUGCCCACGACCAUGGGCAUCACCGCUGGCUUCCUCGUCCAGAACGCGCUGAAGUACCUGCUGAACUUCGGCGAGGUUUCCGACUAUCUGGGCUACAGCGCACUCACCGACUUCUUCCCCAAGAUGACGCUCAAGCCGAAUCCGCAGUGCGACGACAGGAACUGCGUGGCCAGGCAAAAGGAGUUCCAGGCCAAGCCCAAACCGGUGGUGGUUAAGGAGGAGUCGAAAGUCGAGGAGCCGCUGCAUGCCACCAACGAGUGGGGCAUUGAGCUGGUGGCAGAUGAUGAACCCGAAGAAAGCGCACCGCCUGCGAAUAGCUCUGCUGUUGGCGAAGGUCUCAGACUCGCCUACGAGGCCCCCGAAAAACUGAGCGAAGAUCGAGGAGAUACUGAAGCUGCUCCCGCGGACGAAUCCAGCCUCGAGGAUUUGAUGGCGAAGAUGAAGUCCAUGUGAAUUGAUUCCAUACUCCGUAUUUAUAGGCACUCUUUUGUAAAACAUGUUUUGUAUUGGCCCCGUUUUGAAUCCGUGAAACGUGGCUCAGCCAUUUUGGAUUUCAUUGAACAUAAAACACACGGUUUUGUGCAGAUGAAUAAAUGUUAUUUUUUUAAAUAUGAUGUGCAAAAAAAGGUAGAAUUAAGAGGUUAAAUAGUAAAAUAAAUAGUAAUUAGGGGUCA
Molecule: messenger RNA, 1583 nt
Organism: Drosophila ficusphila
Lineage: Eukaryota; Metazoa; Arthropoda; Insecta; Diptera; Drosophilidae
Gene: Uba5
Product: ubiquitin-like modifier-activating enzyme 5
Exons: 2
Coding region: 160-1362 (400 amino acids)
Biological process (GO): protein ufmylation
Cellular component (GO): cytoplasm; cytosol
Molecular function (GO): UFM1 activating enzyme activity
Source: RefSeq, a predicted model, not a curated record